Messenger RNA from Amyelois transitella, 2382 nucleotides. Its product is annotated as gastrula zinc finger protein XlCGF57.1. Lineage: Eukaryota; Metazoa; Arthropoda; Insecta; Lepidoptera; Pyralidae. Gene Ontology annotation, biological process: regulation of transcription by RNA polymerase II. Gene Ontology annotation, cellular component: nucleus. Bases 811 to 2229 code for a protein of 472 amino acids. Gene Ontology annotation, molecular function: zinc ion binding; DNA-binding transcription factor activity; RNA polymerase II cis-regulatory region sequence-specific DNA binding. The transcript has a single exon. The record is from RefSeq and is a predicted model, not a curated record.
CAAGUCACUGCAGGUAGCCAUAGUUUUGUGUCGUUAAUUUCGCAAUACUUCCCAGUAACAUAAACAACAAGUAUAAACAAAAAAUGGCAAUAAUGCUUACAACGCAAAAACUGACACAAAUAAUAACAUUGAUAAGAAGUUGGGUACGAAAGUACGUUUUGCCUUAAACGAAAAAAAAUUGUUGUUUUCCAAUCCCUUUGAGAAAUAUUAUAAUAAACAACUCCCUAGAAAUGAUGCAAAAAUAAAGGAAACAGACCGUUUUGUUUACUACCUUUCACAUACAAUAAGUAAUUUUACAAAAGGUCCUUUUGGCGGGAACUUACUUUUUGCGAGACUCAACGUAGGUAUAGGUAUUUUUAGAUAAGAAAAUUGUUAGCUUAAUUGUGAUAAGAUAGUCUCGAAUAGACUCAAAGCCCAUUAUGGCCAAGGCUAAUGGCAUAAUGAUAGUAUUGAUAUACUUAGUGAUAGGUUGCAAGUCCAUCGCCUAUCGCCAGAAUUCCAAGUUUAUUAGCCCAUUAAUUGGGUUACCUAUAUCUUAUCUACAGUAUAAAAACAAGAUGAAUGGACACCUAUUACCUUAGUCACCUUUUAUCACAGUUUUUUUUUCAAGCAUAUCUGCAGUUUGCUCUUAGCUGGGGCUGGCAACACUGCAUGUUAUGUCAUGUGAUCAUGUCAUGUCUAGACUAGACAUUUCUGUGAUUUAAAAACAAAAGUCAAUACAAAAGAGGUAAACAAAUUUUAUAUUUCAAGGCAAUAAAUAUAUUGUAUUUAUUACAUGGACUAAUAUAAUACUAUCGCAGCGGCUCAGUAAUGGAUUUAAAAGUAUGCCGUGUAUGUUGUGAAAACAAAGGAGAUGCAUUCAUUUUCAACAAGGAUGACAAAGAAUUACAUAUCAGCGCUAAAAUUAUGUAUUGUUGCACUAACUUGAGUAUUGCCGAAGGUGACGGUCUUCCUGAACAUAUCUGCAAUGUUUGUGAAGCGGAAUUAGCUACCACCUAUCAAUUUAUUUUAAAAUGCGAAGCUACUGACAAAACGCUAAGGUCUUGUCUCAAAACAAAUGUUCUUGAACAAUGUGAAGUCGACGAUAAAGAAAAAAUUGAAAUUAAAACUGAAAAUUUUGACUCUAUCAGUGACGAAGAAUUUGUUGUUUACGACAAUUCGCGUGAUGAUUUUCAAUCUGCUCUCGAUAAACUCAAUGAAGAAGUAAAACAGCCAAACAUCCAUCAUUCAAUACAAUCUAAAAGGAAAGUGUACAAGAAAAGAGUGAAGUAUAAGAAUUCAGGGUCGUUCAAAUGUACUCACUGUGGUCGUAAAUGCCCAAAUCCCUCAUCACUGGCUGUACACAUGAGGUCUCACACAGAUGAGAAACCAUUCCCUUGUUCAUCUUGUGAUAAGAAAUACAAAGACAGUGGAACCUUAAAAAGGCAUUUUAAUAGAAACCAUUUAAACAAUAGAGAAAGGAGUUUUAUUUGUGAAACCUGUGGUAAAGGCUUCUAUUCAAAAAGUGAUGUUAAAAUACACAUGCGUGUUCACACAGGGGAAACACCUUAUAUCUGUUCCGAGUGCCCAAUGAAGUUUACGCAAAUUGGUGCUUUGCUCCGCCAUAAAAAGCGACACAAUGGUGAAAAAACUUACACAUGUCCAACAUGUAAUAAAAAAUUUUGUACUAAAGAAGAAUUAAAAUCUCAUCUCCAAGUUCAUACCAGUAAAAAGGAAUUCUCAUGUACACUUUGCAAUGGUAUGUUUAAAUACCAUAACAAUCUAAGGAAACAUAUGAGACUACACGCUGAACCAAACAGUUAUGUUUGUAAUUAUUGUGGCCGUACUUUUAAUGUCAAAGGUAAUUUAAAAAUUCACAUUAGCCGGCAACAUUCUGAAAAGUCUGGCUAUUGUAAUGUGUGUUCAAAAAGUGUGUCUAACAUUGAAGUUCACAUGUGGAGACACACUGGACAAAGGCCUCUGAAAUGCGAACUCUGUACAAGUAGUUUCUUUGAACUAAAAGCCCUGAAUCAUCACAUGAACUUCAAACAUAAGAAAGUUGACAAAUAUAAAUGUUUGGUUGAAGGAUGUUUAAUGGCAUUCCCAUCACGACCUAUGCUUGAUUUCCAUACGGCUAAAUUACACAGCACUGGUAUACCUUUCCCCUGUGAUCGAUGCUCAAGAGGAUUUUAUAGAAAAAAUGAUCUCGCAAGACAUAAAAUAGGGACUCAUAAAGAAAGGCUCAAUUAAUUAUUAAAUAAUCUUAUACUAGUCAUUUCUGUAAUUUUAUUACAAUUACUCAUUAACUAAGCUAUGUUUGUGAUUUAAUAUAUUAAUAAUUUAUUAAUUUGUGUUUGUCAAAUGUAAACUUAUGAAUAGUUUUAUUGAAUAAAGUUGAGAAAA